GUUCAUAGCAGCACAAUGUCCACCCCACUUCCACCCAGACAGACCGGUGAAUUCAUCACCGAGAACAGUAAGGAUGUGUUUGUGGAGAGAGAAGGUGUACGCUCCCUUGCAGAGAAGCUGCUUGAGAAGAUUGGACGGAAGGAGAUCACUCUGAAGGGAUGGAAAAUGCUCCAUGAGUUGAACCCACAAGGAUCUGGAGAAGAUGCUGUGAACUGGGUGUUUUUCGCGGACACCUUAAACUUUUCCUUCUGGUCAGAGAAUCAAGAUAAGAAGUACUUAGUCAGGUACAAGGGAAAAGAGUACAGUGGCUACUGGUCUUUUUGUGCUGCAAUCAACAGAGCCUUGGAUGAAGGCAUUCCCAUCACCACUCCAUCGUAUUAUUCCGACAUAACCUUGGAGCAGUUGCGACAUGUUUUCCGUUCUGACACUGAUAUACCCAUUACAAUGAUUGAAACGCGUCUGGAGAUCCUUCAUCAGACAGGGAAAAUUCUCAUGAAGGACUUUGGAGGAUCCUUCCUGAACUGUGUGAAGCUGAGCAAGAAUAGUGCGGUAAAACUGAUGCAGUUAGUGGUGGAGAACUUCCCUUCCUACAAGGAUGAAGGUGUCUUUCAGGGUCAAAAAGUUGCCAUUUACAAGCGCGCCCAGAUCUUGGUGGGAGAUGUCUGGGGGGUCCUGGAAGGAAAAGGUGAUGGUUGCUUUAAUGACAUUGAGAAGAUCACAAUGUUUGCGGACUAUCGAGUUCCCCAAACCUUGGUCCAUUUUGGAGUUCUUAAAUAUUCAGAUAGCCUACUGAAAAAGCUGAAAGAAGGUUGGAUGUUUCAGAAUGGAGAUCGUGAGGAGAUGGAGAUCCGAGGUUGCUCAAUCUGGGCAGUGGAACUGAUCUGUGAGUGCCUCAAAGAACUUUUAAAAAAGAGAGAAGAAAAGAUCGAUAUCAAUUCUAUUCUGAUCAACAACUUCCUAUGGGACUUUGCUCGCGAUAACAGAAAAAUUGUAGAUGUUGUUCCCUUCCACAGAGUACGAUGUAUCUACUACUAG
Molecule: messenger RNA, 1035 nt
Organism: Nanorana parkeri
Lineage: Eukaryota; Metazoa; Chordata; Amphibia; Anura; Dicroglossidae
Product: UPF0553 protein C9orf64-like
Exons: 4
Coding region: 16-1035 (339 amino acids)
Source: RefSeq, a predicted model, not a curated record